UAGCUGCUGAAGUAUCAAAGGCCAGAAAGCUUUUAAAAGGGAAGCACACAUAAGCAGGAAAUGACCAGGAUUCAUUGAUCUGAGGUUGCGGUGCCAAGUGGGAUGGAGGAUCAUAAGAUUGACAUUAUUAUAAAAACUGUAGCAACAGGAAACCCUCCAAGAAUGAUGCUUCCUCAUAUGGCUGAACUGCAAGAUUAACCAACAACAUUAUGAUAACAAUAACCUCGCUGUCUUUAACCAGUUGGAUUUAAAAGUGAUGUAGACACAAGAUGAAGAACGUCAUGGGCCGGAGCAGCCGCACCACGUCCCACAGCGCUGCAGUGGUGGUGCUGUGCCUUUCUGUGUUGCUCCUUGCCAAUGUCGUGAUCUAUCUGUACGUGGACUCCCUGUAUCAGACUAAUGAGCCUUUUGCGGCCUCUCAUACAGGCUGUCCGCCACAACACUUUAGGAUGAUCACCAUGAAAAACUGUACCCCCUGGCUCCAGUGUUCACAGGUGAACUCAGAGGUCCGCAGGCUGAAGCUGAUCGGCCAGGGAGUCGUUAAGAAGGUGUAUCUGGCUGAAUGGAGAGGUCAGAAGGUGGCCGUGUCCAUGCUCUCCUCUCCGGUGUACCUGGAGGACUUUCUCCAUGGACUGUCCAUGUUGCAGGCCUUGCAGGCCCCCCAUGUGGUUCAGCUGGUUGGCUUUUGCCUUGAAGACCAUCUCCUGGUUACAGAGCACCACCCGCUCGGCUCGCUGCUCAACUUGGAAGGCGUUCUUGCAAAAGAGCAGCAUCAGAAACACGACACAUGGCAGGUGCGACUGAGGCUGGCUAUCGACUACGUUUCCAUCCUCCACUACCUCCACAACAGCCCAGCUGGGCGGCGAGUUAUGUGCGACUCCAACAGCCUGGAGAAAACUUUGUCCCAGUUUCUGCUGACGAGUGACUUCCACCUGGUAGUGAAUGAUCUGGAUGCGCUGCCUGAAGUGGACGUAGCGAGAGGCCUGGUGGUGAAAUGUGGCCACCGGGAACUCACUGGAGACUUUGUGGCCCCAGAGCAGCUGUGGCCUUUCAAGGAAAGGUUUGUAGACGACCUCAUGCCUGGGUAUGAUGAGAAGACGGACGUGUGGAAGAUCCCCGAUGUGACAUGGUUUUUGAUGGGAAGGGUGGCUGGAGGAGAUUUAGUUCACUUCCAUCUCUUUGAGAUCCACAAACAGUGUAAGAAGCCAGAGCCAGAGCUGCGGCCUUCAGCUCAGGACGUGUUAAAGGUGUACAGAUCUGUUUACAGCAGCAUGGUGCGAGACAGCGCUGGCUUUAGAGACAUGCUGUAGAAUCCAGCACUAUGAACGAUCAAUAGAGUCAAUUUCACUGUAGGUUGAGAAGGAUUUCUGUUACCUGCUGUUUUCUACUGUUCAUCCUGCUCAUGAAGCAUGAUUUUCCCAUCAUAAUAGCUGCAGACAGCAGAGGUCGCCUCACUACAGUGUGACGUGUGCACACCUUUUGUUCUGCUGGUGUCUAUUCUGUCCUGUAUUGCUCAUUGUGACAUUUGCAUUGAUUGAAUUUGAAUGUAAUUGGACCAUGAAUGAUGCCGUUGAUAUGGAAAUAAAUAGGGAAGCGACGCCUGCUACAAAGGUUAAUGUUUUAGUUUUUUAUGUUUAGUUUAAUUCAAUUUCAUCAGGGCUGUAAUUCCCACACAAGUUCUUAGUGUGGUUCUAGAGGAACCCUUGCACUAUAGUAAAAUGUGCUACUUAUGA
Betta splendens (Siamese fighting fish) is the source of this 1733-nucleotide messenger RNA. It is a transcript of the gene pomk, whose product is annotated as protein O-mannose kinase. The record is from RefSeq and is a predicted model, not a curated record. Gene Ontology annotation, cellular component: endoplasmic reticulum membrane. Gene Ontology annotation, molecular function: protein kinase activity; carbohydrate kinase activity; ATP binding. Bases 270 to 1310 code for a protein of 346 amino acids. The transcript has 3 exons. NCBI's taxonomy places the organism in Eukaryota, Metazoa, Chordata, Actinopteri, Anabantiformes, Osphronemidae. Gene Ontology annotation, biological process: carbohydrate phosphorylation; protein O-linked glycosylation; protein phosphorylation.